Camponotus floridanus (Florida carpenter ant) is the source of this 484-nucleotide messenger RNA. Its product is annotated as insulin-like peptide receptor. Gene Ontology annotation, biological process: cell surface receptor protein tyrosine kinase signaling pathway; multicellular organism development; positive regulation of kinase activity. The record is from RefSeq and is a predicted model, not a curated record. Gene Ontology annotation, molecular function: transmembrane receptor protein tyrosine kinase activity; ATP binding. Gene Ontology annotation, cellular component: signaling receptor complex; membrane. NCBI's taxonomy places the organism in Eukaryota, Metazoa, Arthropoda, Insecta, Hymenoptera, Formicidae. The transcript is spliced from 3 exons. Bases 1 to 402 code for a protein of 133 amino acids.
AUGUUGCAUUUUGGAUUAGUUAGAGAUAUCUACAAGGAUGAUUAUUAUCGCAUGAGAGAAGAAGAUUUGCUUCCUGUUCGCUGGAUGGCACCCGAAUCUUUGAUGAUCAGAACAUUUACUUCUCAAAGUGAUGUUUGGUCAUUUGGUGUUUUAAUGUGGGAAAUUACAUCGUUGAGUGAGCAACCUUAUAGUGCCAAGACUAAUGAAGAAGUGAUAAAUUAUGUACUUGAUGGAGGCAGGUUGCCGAUGACUCUUAACUGUCCGUCAGCAUUGUACCAGUUGAUGCUACGUUGCUGGAGUGCAGCGGAUGCUAGACCAAAUUUCGAAUUUUGUCUGAACAAUAUUAUAACAUUAAGACAGAACAUAGAAGAUGCCUUACUGAGUCCAGUCGAUACUAUUUAGCUGAUAUUAUAAUUAAAUUAAUGUUUAUUUUCCAAAUGAUCCAAUAAAUCUUACUGUAGGAAAAAUAUUUCUAGAUAAUUGA